CCUCUCUCUCUCUCUCCCCCCAGACGGGUUUUCUCUCUCUCUAAAAAUCCUCGCUGUUCCUCACUCUUAAAAGUCUCGCUCAUCACACUCAUUUUUCGUGUGUCGUCGCUUGGAAGUUCUCGUUUUACCAGGUCGAGGAUCGGUUUGGGUGCGUCUCGAGCUCAUCGCCGGUACGGAAAACGCGAAACCCUCUUUUUAGAUUCCUACGCGGCGUUGUGAGAUUUUGUGUGUGAUAGAUUGCGAUGCUUUGGUGUGCGAUAGUUCGGUGGGUGGAUUAGAUGGCGAUGAUGAUGAUGAUGAUGAUGUGGUUUUUGAAUGGUUACUUGGAGAUCAAGCUGUGUGGCGUGGCCAGGGUUUUGUAUAAUUGUAAUUUUGGUUAAUGGGGGGGUUUUGGUUUGGUGGAGUCAUCGAGAGUUUGAUGUUGCUUUUGACUCUGAUAUUGGAGUCUCUGCUGGAAAUUUUUGCGUGUAUCUUGUGUGUAUAGAAGCUAAAUUGCGGUGUGUAUUGGAGUCCUUUCUUUUCGAUUUUGGAUUCAAGAUUGCUCCGUGAAAUUUCUUAUACUUCAGAAUAAUAAAUGGGAUGUGGCAAUCCCCCUGCCAUGAGUGCAGAAGAUGAAGGGCUUGAUGAACUUUCUCUUUCUGCUAAACAGAGUGGAGCUAAUGAUGGUGACCAAACUCAUGGUGCUAAAAAUGUUGGAGCUGAUACUAUGAAUUUGCUAUCUAUUUCAUCUGGUAAUGCUUAUCCUACUCAAAAUCGUGCCGUUAUACGCCAUGAUAGGCAAUCAUACCGUCCUGAGUGUGACUAUCAAAACAACCGUGCUUGUACAACAUCCAGUUUCUCGAAUGAUUCAAAAGUUAAUGAAAGUUCAAGUUUCAGAAGGGACCUGCCUGAAUUCUGGAGAGAAUCAUUAUAUCCAGAUUUGAGCAUAAGCCAAUUUCGUGAUGCAGCAGACGGACACAAUUCUUUCAGUGCAGAAUGUUUGACGGACACAAAUAUCUCCUCUAUGGGUUAUAAUUCAGAUGUUCAAAUGAAUUGCGGGUUGCCAAGGUACGGGACAUCAUCAGGUUAUCCAUUAAAGGUACAUGGAGCGGAAGCUAAAAAAUUUAGAACUGGUAUGCCACCAGUGGAUGGAAAAUAUUCCUCUCCAGGCAGAGUUACAUCUGCAUUUCCGCAUUCGGAUAAUUUCGGUGCAACAAUAAUUGAACAAGAACAAGACAUAAAUGUCAUCCCCUUUCCAAAUAGACCUCCACAUAACGUCGAUGGGAGUUUUCUAACACUUGGAACUGGAGGUGGUAGAGAAAUCAUAUCGAACAAUAAUUUCAAUCCUAGAGAAAUUGCCAGUAGAUUGGAGGAGGAUACUGCUUCUGUACAAUAUAACAGUUCACAUGUUGGGCAAAUUCUACAGAACCCUUUGAAUCUUAAUGAGUUGACAGGUAGUUCUUCAAGGAUUCAAUCUAAUUCUGGUGGAUUAUCCCGGCCAUCAUAUAUGUUGCCUCCGAGUAUGUCUAUCCAAGAUGAACAUUUUCAAUACUUCAGUGUCUCGCAGAAUUCAGACCAGCUCUCCCUGGCCACCCAUGCUAUUGCACAACCUACAUUUUCAGGGAGAUAUAAUAAUUAUGUACCUGAUCCAAGUACAUUGUCGUUUCCUUUGAGAAGCCCGCCAGCAUAUUUUUCUGGUCAAUCUAGACAAGUUUUCAUGAAUGGCCCACCAGGAUUUCUCCAAUAUUCAUCCAACUUCUAUGGAGGAAGCUCAUUCAACCAUGCACAGCUAGGACAAUAUAUUAUUCCAAGUGAUGGUAGAGGAACUAUAAGUAGUGCUGGUGUUCAUUUUCAGCCAAGAGGAAAUGUGACAUCACUAGCAGGAAAUACCCGAACAGAAGUUACUCCACUUGGUUCUUCUAGUGUUCAACCAAUCGGAAACUUAAUUACUUCUCAAGAUGGUCAACCUGUUCAUUUCCACAGUAAUAGUUCAUAUCCUGUGAGAAUUGGUUAUCCAGUUCCAAGUUGGACUCCUGUUCACUCUUCUGCAGCUAGCCAAUUUCCUAAGAGACUUGGAGUUCAACCUAAUGAUUUUCCUACUCCUCAAAUUGUCAACGAUCAAUUUCAAAGACCUGUUCGACCUCAAUACUUUGGUCCUCUUCCAACAAAUAUGAUGCCAACUAUCCGUCGUCCUAGCCCUGCUUUAUCAUCAGGUCAACAAUAUCAUUGCAUUCCAGCCCAUUUUGGUCAGAUGCCUCAGGUUUCAACAUUUGAUCCAAGGCCCCAACCUCCUUCUCCCGGCGUUCCCCGUCCAUCUUUGAAGAGACCAGCCACUGAAAAUCCUCAAGCAAUACAAUUGAGCAGACGGAGGAAAGGUAUUCCUGCUCGUGGUCGUGGUGUACUUUCUUCUGAUAUUCACAACAGGCCUUUGGCCAUUGCUGCACCUGCUCCAGGAACUGUCCGCAGUCCAUCCUCCCCUCAUCAUAUAAAAUGGAAAGGUGUUGAGGAAAUGGUUAAUCUAACCGGAUGUAAGUGUCACUUAUGCAAGAGGGAUCUCUCACUUACAGCAGAAGGACCGGCGUAUCAGCCUACUAUUCCUCCACCCGCUGCUGUGCUACCAUGCGGCCAUACUUUUCAUGACGAUUGCUUGCAAAAAAUCACCCCCCAAGACCAAUCAAAAGAUCCUCCCUGCAUUCCAUGCGCCAUUGGCGAAGAAAACUGAUUCUUUUCCAGGUUUGAUUCCGGACUCUGGCCUGCUUCCAGAAAUUUUGAAAAAACAAAAAAGGAAAAAAGAAUUUGCAUUGUUGUCUGGGGAUUAUAGUGAGAAACUGAAAUCGGAAUAUUUUAGCUUUAGCUAGCUACAUAAUUGAUUGAAACUGUACAUAUACAAGGUUUACGUUACUUCCUUCCCCAUUGUGGUGGUUUUUGUGUAUUACUACUAACAAGGUGGUUUCGAUCGAUGGUAGUCCUUUGUAUUCUUGCCAGUCUAUUAGAAAUGUGAUAGUUCUUUAGCUUC
Messenger RNA from Andrographis paniculata, 2995 nucleotides. RefSeq lists its product as uncharacterized. Bases 575 to 2701 code for a protein of 708 amino acids. The transcript is spliced from 10 exons. NCBI's taxonomy places the organism in Eukaryota, Viridiplantae, Streptophyta, Magnoliopsida, Lamiales, Acanthaceae. The record is from RefSeq and is a predicted model, not a curated record.